CAUUUCUCUGACAGGCGUUUUGACAACACUACAAGAAGCAAGGACCAGUCUGUUCGCUUCGGUUUGAGUGUACUGGUUCACAGACCUUUACCGAAGGACAUUUAGCGGACAGAGAUUAACGUUAACGCUAGUUACAGUUUGUAGCGACUUAACAUACCCAUAGACUGACAUUAAAUAACAAGGCUUUCUACACGUGCUGGGAAGCUGUGUUGAUGAGGUGUGUGAAGACAGAAGAUUUUGUCCGGAGGAUUUCCACCUCAGCGGAUGCUGCAGCUUUGCACAAUGAGCUUGAGGGCUUUCUGGGUAGUGGAGGUGGGCCUCACACUCGAGCUGUGUGUGACCGCAUUAUCCAUGCGUGCUACCAGAGGCUGGGGCUUGGAGCACAGCUGGAGGUGGGGCUUGUCCAGAGUGUGAUGCGAUUGGUUCAGCUGGCAGUGGGCGGGUACAAGCAGGUGGAGGAGGUGCGGCCGAGUGCUCCUCUCUACCUGGAGAAGAUGCUGUUCCACAUCCUACAGAAACUAAUGAAGGUGGGCAAGCAGCACUGUGCUGAUCUGGCACUGCUUCUGUUUCAACGGCUGAAGGCGACAGAUUCACAGGAGGAGGAGUACCAGGCGUUGGUGCAGAACUGUUUUGCGCUGAUGUGGAAUGCUGCAGGUGGUGUGCGGGAGUCGCACACACCUGAGCCGACAAACACACCUGCGCCGACACACACACUGCGUGUGAGGCUGGAGGCGCUGCGCUUCCGGCUGUUGCAGGAGAGUGUGUGUGUGCUGGGCGGCCCCUCCAAAGGGUGUGUGUAUGUGGAAGAGGCUCUGAUCCAGUACAGACGGGCCUGCGGCGGCCUCACACACACACACGCUGUCACCAUGCUGCGGCUGCUCCAGGAGUGUGUUCUGGGUCCACUGUGGAGCGUGGAGGAGUGUGUGAGUGACCUGGGUCCGCUGUGUUUUCUGACGGUCAAGGUGUGUAAAAUGCUUUGUGGGGCAGAGCUCUGGGAUUUGGCCAAUCAGCAAGUGGCGGAAGCUGAGGGGCGUGUCCAGGGGCAGAGGGAGGAGCUCUGCUCAGCCUUGCAGCUCUGUGGUUGGUCGGUUCAGCUGCACCGCCUUUUGCGCACUUCAGAGUCAGACGGAGGCCACACCUAUGCAGCAUGUGCGCAGCUGCUUAGCAACCUAUCCGUCACCAUGGAGACCCACAGCCAGCCAAUACUGGAGGCGUGUCAGCUGGUUGUCUGGGCAACUGAGACGGGCCCCAGAAACGGCAUGGAGGCGGCUACACUGCUGGCGUGCCUGAACUUCCUGAAGCAGCACCAGCAAACCAUACUGGUUUGUGAGGCUCCAAACCUUCAGACUACCCUCUGCCAGAGCUUGUGUCAAGCUUUCAGCAGUACACACACUAGCCUGAAGAAAUCAAAGGUGCUGGAGGGAGUGUGUUUGCAGCAGGUGAUGGAGCGUCUGCAGGGUUCCGUUACUGAGCUUCUCCAGCACCUGCAGAAACUGGCCAAUGAGAAUCUCCUUCAGCAUGCAGUGUCUACUAUGAAUGGGGUUGUGUUUGAGUUGUUCAACAGGAAAUUGCAUCUGGAAGCGCUUUCACUGGUCAAACCUCUAUGUGAGCAGUUGGUGAAGUCCCGCCCCCCUUCUCUGUCCACUGAGAGGGUGAACCACUGCUUUCUGCAGGCUGUUCAGAGUUUCCGGCGUGUGGGUGACCACCGGGGUGCGCUGCAGGCAGUGUCUGACUGGCUACUCUGCCUCAGCAAGGAGGAGCUGCGGGAUAUGUGCAGCAUCACACACACACACUCUCUCUCGCACACACACCCCAUCAAACUGUGGGCCAAGAUCAAAGCUGAUGCGGCCAAGAGUGGAGAAGAGGAGCUGCUGCUUCGGACCCUCCGGGACAGCUUUCAGGGGGCGGAGCCUGGUGAUGCAGUGAUGAUGCAGCUGCUGGAGGUGGAGCUCCGUGCGUAUGCGGACGGGUCACAUGACCUGCAUCGGGAGACGUACAACACGCUAUGUGACUUGCUGGACUUGUGUCCUGAGGACAGCGAACACACACACACACGUGCUCACACACUCCUUCAACUUGCACAGGUCACCUGCCUCCACGACUUCAGUCAACUGACCGACUGCUCGCCUGUAGAUUUUGCCCAUGAGGCUUUGCGGCUGCUGGAGGUGGAGCCUGAGACUGUAGCGAAUGCUGAUUGGCUGAGAGAUGACACAGCACACGCCUCCCUCUGGCUGUACAUCUGCCAAUCAGAGAAGAGUUUACAAGAGGCGAUGUCAACAGAGAAACGUUUGCGCGAAGAGCAGGACAGAGGGGGCGUGGCCUGUUUGGAACCACUCCUCCCUAAUGACCUGGACCAGGAGGAGAGGGAGAGAGUGAAAGAGAGCGUGCUUGUGUACGAGGGCCUCAACUUCAACCUCAAACAACACACCGAUCGUCUGGCUGCCCUGAACAAGAGUCUGUCCUUGUGGGCGGGGCUGGUGGUGGAGGGGGCGGUGCCAGUAGUCAGACAUCCCGCCCACACUGCUUCCAGCCUCCUCCUACUGGCUUCACUCUAUACGCUCAUGAGCAAGCCACUAGAGGCUCUGCAGAGCUACCAGCUGGCUCACCGUUUGUCCUGUUGCCUUGGUGAUGCCCAGAGCAGUGCCAGUGCCCUGUGUCACUGUGCACGUGUACUGAUGGACCUUGGAGAGUGGGAGAGCGCACAGGUGCACCUGGAGCAGGCUGAAGAAUGCAUCACCAAAGCUGCUGCUUCCAGUAGCAUUACGAUCAUCUCCAUGACAAUCAAGCUGCUCAGAGCCUCCAUCUUCUACUGCACUGGGGAGGUUGAUCGUGGUGUGUGUGUACUGUGUGAGGUGUUGUGUGACGUGGAGAAGAAGCACUCAAGGAGUUUCUACAUGCUGAAGGCUCAGGCUCUGCAGACAGCGAGCACCUACCUUAGUCUGGACACACACUCCCUGCCAUCAGAGCUACGCAGCAAAAUCACCCAGCACGGCCUGAUUUCUCCAGAUGUUGCUCAGUAUGAAGGCAUGAAGCUCUUGCACAGUUUGGUUGUCAUGUUGCUUGGAAAAGGGUUGUUUGGUGCGUCCAGUUCGAACAGUGACAGCAACAGCACAGCACAAGAUAACACAGGUGAUGGGUUGCUGAUAAAGUACCAGCUGCUCUCUGAGGUGUGUGUAUGCGCGCGGCGGCUGGUGUGUGUGCGCAGCAAGGCUGGUUCCGCUCACGAGGCUAAAGUCCAGUGCCUGGAGGCUCUCAAGCUCGCCAGCAAACUACAGAGCAUCAACCACUGUGCUGAUCUGCUAGUGUGUAAAGCGGAGUUGGAGUUGCUGAAGGGGGCGUCUGAAGAGAGUGCUCAGGAUCUACAGAGAGUCAAAAACCUACUGGAGUCUUGCACAGAUUCCUCAGGUGGGCGUGGCUCUGACAUGAAGCUGAAUCUGCGUAAAGUCUUGACGCCAAUGGACCUCCAGGCUCCGCCUCCACAGCGUCAGGAGGAGGAGCAUAAUGAUGACACUGAUGGGCUCCUGUCCUCUCGGCAAAUCCCAAGAAUCGUAGUGGAAGGUGUGGGUGUGGCCAGUGGACAGGGCUCCUCCCCUCCCCUGAAGCAGCGUUCUGAUUGGCUGCGGAGCCUGAGCCAUACUGCAGAGUGCGUGUGUGCGGUCUGCUCUGACCUGACUCUGGGGCGAGUGUGUGUGAGCUGGGCAUUGGCCUCCGCAGCUCUUUCCUCUCUCACACACACACACCCCAAGACCAACUCCAGCACUCACACACACUCGCGCGCUGCCCUGCGCCUGUACCGCCUGUGUGUGCAGCGCUGCCAGCGUCUCUCCCACACGCUGGCCAGAAAGCUCCAGAGCCUCCCCCUCACACACACACACACAAGCACCCCCCUUCAUCCACUGCUGCGUGUGCCGGUGGCGCGAGCGCUGGUCGGGCAGGCAGAGAGCAUGAUGGGACGGCAGCCGCAGCUCAGCCCAGAGCUGCAGGGUGUGCUGGAGAAGGGGUUAAAGGUCACGACCCCAAGAGGUCACGCGUGGGCGGAGCUGCUGACCCUCAGGGCGGAGCUGCUGGCGCUGAGGGGAGUGGCCUGUUGCCUAGCGAUAGCUGCGAAGCGGCAGGUGUCUGUGGAGGAUCUGUUCUCGGGGGUGUGGUCUUGGAACCCCCCGAAGAAGAGGGAGCACAGCGGCGUGUGUGAGCCGCAGGAGGAGCUCACACACACUCACACUCCGAGGGCAGCGUUUCAGACGCCCGCCAGAGGAGCUAGAAGCUCACAAAGCUCCGCCCCCAAGUCCUUGCUGAGGCCCGCCCCCAGCUCCACCCCCUCCGUGUUCAAGACUCCGUGUGCCCCAGGACACCGCCCCAAAUCUGCGGCCGCCUCCCUCAGUGUGUUUGAGUUCCCAGGAGGCAGUCCCGAGCACUCACACACCCGUGCCCGCACCGCCCCAAUCACGCCGCGACUCCACGCCGGAAAGAAGGCCAGUGGGCGUGGCUUCCAGGUGUUUGAGGACACCUCACCCACAGAGGUCGCUGCCCCAAAAGCACCUCCUGCUCCGAGACGAACCAAACGCUCCAGAUUCAAGGUGGUAUUUAGUGAUGAGAGCGAUUCAGACUCUGAGGCGCCCCCUGUUGCUGAGGUGAAGAAGCGAUCACCACAAACGUCCAGGAAAUCCCGCCCCCCUCAGAAAGCCCCGGCCAAUCAGAAAGCCCCACCAGCUCAAAAAGCCCCUCCCACCCAAAGAACAACUCGUGGGAAGAGCGCUCUGCACCAAUCAGCCACUGCGCCUCAAGAGGGAGUGGCUCUGACUCAACAGCGCCCUAGAAGGGGUCGUUCCAAGAAAGACUCCUCCCACUGUGAGGAGGUGGAGACGUUGCGUACCAUCGAAGAUGAAGAGGACCUUAAAGGAGACCAGAGCCUGGACCUCCUCCAGCUCUCUGACACUGACACAGGAGAUGCUGUGGACGGUCUAGAUGAGUGUGAGAUCCUAAGGCGAGACCUUGGCGCAGAAAUGGGGUGUGGCCACGUGAUUGACAUCAGGAAGGCUGUUGAGCCCCUUACACACAUUCACUCCGGAAUGGACCUAUCUCUAGACUCCGCCCUCUCUAUCCUACAGUCAUCUUGGCUCCUCCUGCAGCAUGCCCCGCCCCCCUCCCUCUUCUCCCGCCUGUCGUCCCUCAUCGCCCAAUCACACGGAAACAAAGACCCUGUCACCACGGCGAUGAUGCACUCAAACGCCCUGGGAAUUACCACACGACAUCACAUGACACGCCUUCUGGCAUCACGCAUGAGGAAGUGGAGGAAGUGCCAGCCAGACGUGGCGGACGCUCUGGAAGCUCUGAGUCUCAAGGAGGAGACUCAUAAGGAGACUCAGAAGCUCCUCACGUUGCAGCAGAUCUUCUCUUUCCCGACUGCAGAACCCCGCGCUUUACCCCAAACACACACACACCAGUUCAGCCAGCAACUACAGGACCUCCCAAAAGGUGUGAUUGUGUGCAUGUUAUCGGUGGUGGAGGCGUGUCCUGGCACGAUCGACACCCUUUUGCUGACUCGUCUGGAGAGAGACUCUGCCCCCAUAACCAUACGCAUACCCACUGCCCAAAGACAGAACUCUGUGAGUGUGUGUGUGGCUGAGUUGGAGGCCAUUUUGGAGCAGCAGAAGCAACUAAAUGGCGUCUCAGAGAAGAACCAGUGGUGGGAGGGAAGGAGGAGCCUUGACUCACGCAUGCAGAGGCUGCUGGAGCACAUGCAGGAAUGUCUGGGGGUGUGGCUAUGCUUGCUCCUACCCUUGGCCUCUGACCCUGCCCUCUCAGAGCAGCUUGCCCACCUGAUGCCCCUCCCACCCUCCUGCUCCAUCACAACACACAUGCUGCAGGUUGUGCUCUCGGCAGCUCCUCUGCUCUCCCACUCUGACCUGCAGAGUCUGGCUGAGGGGGCGGGGCUUGAUCCGGAGGCGUGUCUAAAUCUCCAGAAGGCGACAGCCAAACUACAGAAGCGGGUGGAGCCAGAAGGACACACGGUGCUCAUCUUGGACAAGUACCUCCAGAAGCUGCCAUGGGAGAGCAUCCCUUGCCUCAGGCCUCGCACAGUCACACGCAUGCCAUCUCUACAAGCAGUCCUGGGACAUGCCUACCUUCAGAAGUUGGAUGCUGAGUGUGUGUUGGUACAGGGUGUGGACCCUCAGCAGGUGUUCUAUGUUCUGAAUCCAGAUGGAAACCUCCCAGAUACACAGCAGCGCUUUGAAGAGUGGUUUAGCAGCGAGGAGGUGUGGCAGGGUGUGUGUGGCUCCGCCCCUGAUCCAGGAAAAUUACAGGAAGCCAUGGCAACCAAGGACCUUUAUAUUUACGUGGGUCACGGUGCCGGAGCGCGGUUCCUGGACUCAGGGCGUCUGCUGAAGGGGGAGGUGCGCAGCGCCGCCCUGCUGUUUGGAUGCAGUAGUGCAGCUCUGAGCGUUAACGGACUGCAGGAGGGGACAGGGAUCGUGCUCAACUACAUCAGCGCCGGCUGUCCUCUGGUUUUAGGGAACCUGUGGGAUGUGACGGACCGUGACAUUGACCGCCUGACGGUGGCGCUGCUGCGCUCGUGGCUUUCUGGGGGCCCGGGCUCCUCUCUGCUUGCUCACCUGCCUGCCGCACGCACAAACACACGCCUCACACACAUGAUCGGAGCCGCGCCUGUCGCCUACGGCCUGCCCGUAUACCUCAGAUAACACACAAGCACACUUGUAUCAUAUCCAAGCUCAACAGCAACUCACACACACAUACUCGCGCUUCAUGACUUUCUCAGGUAUGAGGAGUGUAAGGUUUUAAAAGGUUUUAUUUAUUUUGCUUUUAUUUUCAUGACUUUUAAUGUAAAAACCCUUUUCUGAACAUUUAAUGUCAUAUGCCAUUAAAUAAACAUGACAACUCCUUGGUGUGUUCGCUUUUAAAGUAUUCAGGAAGU
Molecule: messenger RNA, 6934 nt
Organism: Alosa alosa (allis shad)
Lineage: Eukaryota; Metazoa; Chordata; Actinopteri; Clupeiformes; Clupeidae
Gene: espl1
Product: extra spindle pole bodies like 1, separase
Exons: 33
Coding region: 213-6701 (2162 amino acids)
Biological process (GO): proteolysis; meiotic chromosome separation
Cellular component (GO): centrosome; nucleus; cytoplasm
Molecular function (GO): cysteine-type endopeptidase activity; protein binding
Source: RefSeq, a predicted model, not a curated record